Messenger RNA from Paramecium sonneborni, 1275 nucleotides. The record is from the annotation of a GenBank genome assembly. NCBI's taxonomy places the organism in Eukaryota, Ciliophora, Oligohymenophorea, Peniculida, Parameciidae.
AUGCAAUUAGAAAUUUAUAAAGAUAGAACGUCAGCAAAUGAUACUAAUUAGUAAAUCAAAGCAGCUGAAACAUUAUAAUCUUUGGUACAAUAUAUUAAUGAAGUCACAGAAAUUGUUAAUAAAAUUAAACUCAAGAAUGAGGCAGAAUUUAUUAUUGCUUACAAAAAUCAUAUGAAAAAAAUUAAGGCUGAAUUGAAAGAAUUAAAAAAUAAAACUGAAGAAUAACAAAAUAAUAUGAUUUUAAAUAAAGUCAAAAUAAACUAAAAUGAUAAUGAAUUGGUAAAUUUUUAUUUGAAUAUCCCUUAGACUCUUUUUAGAGAAGAAUGUUUGAGAUUAUAUGAAAAAAUUGAGUAAAAAAAUAAAGAAAAUUAAGAAUUAAAAUUUAAAUUACAAGAAUCCAAAAAAACAAACGAUUUUUUAGAAUAAUAAGUCAAAGGUUUAAUGAAAAAACUCAAAUUGUAUGAAAUCGAGAAAGAAUAACAAGCUACUCCAUUAUUAGAACAAACUUUUUGUACAACUGCUCCUGCAAAUCAAUUUAGUAAUUUUUUAAUUAAUUUAAAGAAUUCACUAAAAGAAAAAUGACUGAAUAUUAAUCAAAAUUAGAUCUCUCUUCAUCAUUAUCUAAAUAUCAUUUUCUAACAAUUAAAGAUAUGUUUUUUAAUGAAGAAUAAAAUAAUAAUAAUAUAAAAAAUGAUGAAAUAAUUGAAAAAGUUUCUAAGUAAUUAAUUAGAAUAUAUUUAAAGAUAUGUUACUUAAAUAGAGUAGAAAUAUUAAAAGUAAAUACAAAAUUUAAAUUAAAAAGCUCAUAAUUUAUUAAUUUCCUAAAAUAAGAAAAGUGUUAUCAGAAGUGAUCUUGAAUCCUUCUUUUUAGAAUGUGUCGAGAGUGUUCGAAGAGAUAUUUUAAAAAAGAAAAAACCUUUUGGAAAUAACUAAAUUUUGUAAUCCUAAAUUGAUAAUUUUACUGAUUACUCUUAAUUUCAUAAAGAAGAUAAAUUAAAAAUAUUAGAACUAGUAGUAAGUAAUGAAAAAAUCUUAGUCUUCUUAUAUCAAAAAUUAUUUCCAAACCAUGUGAAUUUAGUUAUAAAAUCAAUUCGAGAGGACAUUAAUAUAAAUAACUUUUUAGAUCAAAGUGUAAAAUGUGAUUAAUCAAGUAAUCAGCAUUAAAGUGGUGAUUAUAAGGUAGAUGUUCCAAAAACAACAAGGGAAGUACGUUCAGCUUCAUUAAGCAAGUAAUUAGAAGUAAAAAGAGGAAAACUUUUAUUUAAACAAUAUUGA